AUGGCAGAAAGACGAGUAAACGAUCGCAGACAAAAUCAAGAUGAUAAUGCGGUUCCAGCGGCAAUUAGAAAUAGUAACAUGUCCGAAGAAUGCAUCGUACUGCUGGAGGAAUUGAUCCGCAGCAACCGGGCUCUGGCGAGCGAAAAUGAAAAGCUGCGGCAGCUGCAAGAGCGCAGCAACAAAUCAAACUUAGAGGCUCUUCAGCGGAUUGAGAACCGUCUUGAAACUGGUGAUAAUGGAGCCAAAGUCCGUCGGCGCCAAAAUAGACAGAAGCGAAGGACGAUAGUAGUUCCACCAGCUUGUCGAAGAGCUGUGAGAAGGAUAUAUAAACUUCUUUUAAAAAAAGACGACUUUGGUGGAUUUUAUCUUGACGAAGAAGUAAAUUCUGAUAACAACUAUGGAAUUUUUGAGCGCACAGUAGAGCAGGUUGUACAUCAACAGGGAGGACCUGAAAAGUGUCCCUGGACAAAGGAUAUCAUUGAAG
Molecule: messenger RNA, 484 nt
Organism: Pocillopora verrucosa
Lineage: Eukaryota; Metazoa; Cnidaria; Anthozoa; Scleractinia; Pocilloporidae
Source: RefSeq, a predicted model, not a curated record